Molecule: messenger RNA, 567 nt
Organism: Enterospora canceri
Lineage: Eukaryota; Fungi; Microsporidia; Enterocytozoonidae
Source: the annotation of a GenBank genome assembly
AUGUUUGGAAUGAUAACCCUGUACAUGGCAUUGAGGACGGCAGUCAUGAUUGUGCCUACAGACGAUACAAUUAAGCAGGCGACACAGGCGCCAAUUGCAAGUCCGCUCUACAACGACGUGAACACGAAUCACCUCAGCGUGGCCAAGAUCGUGACUGUGCUCGUGAAUGGGGAGCACCAGGACGAGGUGGACAAGAUUCCAGAGUGGAUUAAGUCGUAUGCGAGCCAGCAGGCUGGAAAUGCAAGUGGCGACAACUCCAAACAGUACAACCUGUUCACAGGAGAUGCCGUUUCUAAGUUUCCGGGAUGGACUGAGGACCAGAACAACAAUGUUUUGCACCAUGCGGUGGUUUGCGAGUUGAAGCAGGUUGGUCCAUGCCCAGAAGGUUACAAGAAGGUUUAUGUAGAUAAUUUCAGGCCAAGAACUGUAGAAGAGCUACAGACACUCCUGAAAUCUAACGACAAGACACCACGUGGUUCCAGUGUCAAGGAGACUGGCGCAACGAAGCAAAAGAACGAAGAUAGCAGCUCGGCUGAAUCAAAUCGUACUACAACUAAGCAGGAAUAA